Molecule: messenger RNA, 952 nt
Organism: Pelecanus crispus (Dalmatian pelican)
Lineage: Eukaryota; Metazoa; Chordata; Aves; Pelecaniformes; Pelecanidae
Source: RefSeq, a predicted model, not a curated record
ACCUCCCUACCCUGAACAUGACAGCUCACAGAUUCUAGCUAUUAAAAAUUCCUGCUAUAAACAGCACAUUGAUGCAAUUAGGACUUACUAUAAGACGGAGCAUCAGAACUGGUGUGUGAUUGAUGCCCUUCAGAGCAAGUGGUGGAUCUGGAACAAAGUACUGCAGGAAAUUCAAGUGGUUGUUAAAGAAAUCCAGAUAUACCUGGAAAGAAUAAAAGAAGGAAAAGCAGCCAGCAUUGCUGAUUUAUGUAUCACUCCCAAAGAACUGCAGAAUCGGCUGGGGGAGUUUGGACAGUACUGUCCCGUCAGCCUUGCAGAAAAGGGUGAAUUGGUUGACUGCUCUGUAACAUCGUCAUUGCAGUUUGCUGCAGAAUUUCGAGGACACUAUUACAAAAUGGCUUCACAGGAAGAACUGGACAAAUUCUUGAGUAGACCAGAGGUUUAUGUGCCACCACUGGCACCUCACCCUCUCCCACCCUCAGAUAUGCUACCAAAGAAACUGACUGCGGCAGAAGUGAAGGUCUUAUUCCCUGUAAGUGCUGAAAUGCAGGGAUACUGUCCAGUCACUUACCUAGAUGGAAAACAGAGAUAUGAAGCUUUGGUGCCUGGCAACAUUGAGUAUGCAGCAAAAUAUCAAGACAAGGUAUAUAUUUUUGAAAGUGAAGAAAAACUGCUGAAGUUUAUGAGAUUACCAGAGAAGUACUGGAAUCUGAAACUUCCACGUAAACUCCCUCCAAUAAAGGAACCAAUACCACUCACUGUGCUUCCUUUGGCUGGAUACCUUGAACAGGGAGUAGCAGCUUCUCUAAUAAAAGCUCUGAACGAAGUAGGCUGCUUAAAGCCGAAGUUUCCAUUCCUAAGUGUAAAAAAAACUGCUCUGCUGUUCGUCGCCUGCCAUUUAAAAGCGCACAACCCCCGGAGCUCGGAGCCGGCGCGGCAGGCGUACCGGAGG